Dovyalis caffra is the source of this 174-nucleotide messenger RNA. The record is from the annotation of a GenBank genome assembly. NCBI's taxonomy places the organism in Eukaryota, Viridiplantae, Streptophyta, Magnoliopsida, Malpighiales, Salicaceae.
GCUAAUGAUCGGGAUCCUUCAAAAGUUAAGGAAAAACUUCGUAGGUAUAUCCCGAAACAUGUAUCAAAUGUACGAAGUUCCAAACUAAUAGAAAUGAUAAACAAGUAUGAGAGAGGUUUUCCGAGUCCGAGGUAUGAGAUUAUUGUGAAGCAUAGAGAGCCAAACACAACUAUU